CAGUGAAGGCAUAAUAUGCUGUACAGUACAGUUUGUUUUUUAAUAUUCUUUACUAUAGAGCCACACACAUACCUACUUAUCCUAAAAACAGAGGAUCUACCUCUGAAAAAAAUGACUGGCAAUAAAAGUGGAGGCCAUAACUCCAUCAGCAAAGCAGUACUGGGUUUUCUCUUUCUCAUCUGUUUUCCACAGUGUCAAUCCAGUCCUAACCGUCACAACAGCAAACUCCUUUUAAAUACAUCCAGAGAGAUUUUAAAGUACUCUGACAUAGCUCAACAAAUUAUAGAUCUAGCAGUCUAUGGCAAAGCCCAGAAUCGUUCCUAUGAGAAACUGGCAAUGUUCACAGACACCAUAGGAAACCGAGUCAGUGGAUCUGAGAACCUGGACCUGGCCAUCAAAUACAUGUACAAUGCUCUGACGAAGGACGGCCUGGAGAACGUUAAUCUAGAACCGGUGAAGAUCCCUCACUGGGUGCGGGGGAAGGAGAGCGCUGUAAUGCUUUUACCGAGAAACCACACGCUAGCUAUACUUGGACUGGGUAGUAGCGUAGGAACACCCGUAGAAGGUAUAGAGGCAGAAGUUUUGGUGGUGGAGUCUUUUGAUGAGCUCAAGAAGAGAGCGAGUGAGGCUAAAGGAAAAAUCGUAGUGUAUAACCAGCCGUUUGUCAGCUAUGGGGAGACUGUAGCUUACCGGGCGUCAGGGGCUUCAGAGGCAGCGAAAGUUGGAGCCGUGGCAUCCCUCAUUCGUUCUGUAACUCCAUUCUCCAUCAACAGCCCUCACACUGGCUGGCAGUGGUAUCAGCCUGGAGUGGCUCAGAUCCCCACUGCCUGCAUCACAGUUGAGGAUGCCCAGAUGAUGGCCAGGAUAGCCCGCAGAGGCCAGAGGAUUGUAGUGCGUCUGACUAUGGGGGCUCAGAUGCACCCAGAUGUUGACUCAUUCAACACUGUGGCUGAAAUCACAGGCAGUACGCAUCCUGAACAGGUGGUGUUGAUCAGUGGACACCUGGACAGCUGGGAUGUGGGGCAGGGGGCUAUGGAUGAUGGAGGUGGGGCCAUCAUUUCGUGGGAGGCACUUUCUCUGAUCAGAGACUUAGGGCUGCGUCCCAAAAGGACACUGAGGGCGGUUAUGUGGUCUGCAGAGGAGCCAGGAGGAGUUGGAGCUGCUCAGUACUUUGAACGUCACAAGACAAACAUCUCGAACUUUGACUUGGUAAUGGAGUCUGACUUGGGCACCUUCAGGCCCGUGGGACUGCAGUUCACAGGCAGUGACAAAGCUCGGGCGAUCAUGCAGGAGGUGAUGAAACUGUUGGCUCCCAUCAAUGUCACGUCUCUUGAGCGGGAAGGAGAAGGCACAGACAUUAACAUGUGGAUGCAGGCUGGAGUUCCAGGUGCCAGUCUGCAUACUGCAGAUCAAAGGUAUUUCUGGUUUCAUCACAGCGAUGGGGACACGAUGAGCGUUCAGGAUCCAGAGGAGAUGAACCUGUGUUCAGCUGUGUGGGCCGUAGUGGCUUAUGUGGUGGCUGACCUGGAGGAAAUGCUCCCUAGAUAACAAAUCACUCUGAAACUACAAAUCAAACCUUUCUCUGUCAGAACACAGCAACAACCCUGUGAUUUAACUUGAGCUACAACUAUGAUCACUGCAGUGUUUGCCACUGUUCUCUGUCUUGUGUAAUUUUCUUUUAUUUCUAGUGGGUAGUUUCUUUUUAUACUGUAAAUUAAGAUAUCGUUCCAGUCUGAUAAUUUGUAAGAUUUAAGCAAACCAUAAUGUGAUGGUGUACAUAAAAUGCUUUGAAUAAAAGCAUACCGCUUAAAGUAUCCUGUAAAUUUAGGUUGCAGAGCCUUGGUUGCACACUUUAACAUAAACCACAAAACACAGUGAUGCUGAUAUGAUGUCAUAUAGUAGCCUGAAUCAUCAGAUCUCAUGAUCCCAGCAGUUCUCAUUUCUAAAAACAAACAUGUGGUCAUGACGUAAUGAAUACGCUUUUAGGCAGUCAUCCUUCCUCUAUAUAUCUAUUAAGCAAGUUUUCAGAUGGAGAAGUAGGGAUAUGACAUACUGUUAGGAAAAUAAGUAUUUCAACACCUUGCUAUUUUGCUGGUUCUCCCUCUUAGAAAUCGCGGAGGGGUCUGAAAUUGUCAUCGUAGGUGCAUGUCCACUGUGAGAGACAUAAUCUAAAAAAAAUCCAGAAAUCACAAUGUAUGAUUUUUUAACUAUUUAUUUGUAUGAUGCAGCUGCAAAUAAGUAUUUGAACACCUGAGAAAAUCAAUGUUAAUAUUUGGUACAGUAGCCUUUGUUUGCAAUUACAGAGGUCAGACGUUUCCUGUAGUUUUUCACCAGGUUUGCAGGACACACUGCAGGAGGGAUUUUGGUCCAAUCCUCCACACAGAUCUUCUCUAGAUCAGUCAAGUUUCUGGCCUGUCACUGAGAAACACGGGGUUUGAGCUCCCUCCAAAGAUUCUUUAUUGGGUUUAGGUCUGGAGACUGGAUAGGCCAAGCCAGAACCUUGAUAUGCUUCUUACAGAGCCACUCCUUGGUUAUCCUGGCUGUGUGCUUCGAGUUAUUGUCAUGUUGGAAGACCCAGCCUCGACCCAUCUUCAAUGCUCUAACUGUGAGGUUGUUCCCCAAACUCUGGCAAUACAUCCUCUCCUUAAUACAGUGCAGUCACCCUGUCCCAUGUGCAGAAAAACACCCCAAAGCAUGAUGCUACCACCCCCAUGCUUCACAGUAGGGAUGGUGUUCUUGGGAUGGUACUCAUCACCCUUCUUCCUCCAAACACGUUUAGUGGAAGUAUGACCAGAAAGUUCUAUUUUGGUCUCAUCUGGCCACAUGACUUUCUCCCAUGACUCCUCUGGAUCAUCCAAAUGGUCAUUGGGAAACUUAAGACGGGCCUGGACAUGUGCUGGUUUAAGCAGGGGAACCUUCCGUGCCAUGCAUGAUUUCAAACCAUGACGUUUUAGUGUAUUACCAACAGUAACCUUGGAAACGGUGGUGCCAGAUCUUUUCAGGUCAUUGACCAGCUCCUCCCGUGUAGUUCUGAGCUGAUUUCUCACCUUUCUUAGGAUCAUUGAGAUCCCACGAGGUGAGAUCUUGCAUGGAGCCCCAGUCCAAGGGAGAUUGACAGUCAUGUUUAGCUUCUUCCAUUUUCUAAUGAUAAUUGCUCCAACAGUGGACCUUUUUUCACCAAGCUGCUUGGCAAUUUCCCCAUAGCCCUUUCCAGCCUUGUGGAGGUGUACAAUUUUGUCUCUAGUGUCUUUGGACAGCUUUUUGGUCUUGGCCAGUAGUUGGAUUCUUACUGAUUGUAUGGGGUGGACAGGUGUCUUUAUGCAGCUAAUGAUAUCAAACACUGCAUUUAAUUUAGGAUAAUAAAUGGAGUGGAGGUGGACAUUUUAAAGGAAGACUAACAGGUCUUUGAAUGUCAGAAUUCUAGCUGAUAUAGAGGUGUUCAAAUACUUAUUAGCAGCUGUAUCAUACAAAUAAAUAGUUAAAAAAAUCAUACUUUGUGAUUUCUGAUUUUUUUUAGAUUGUCUCUCACAGUGGACAUGCACCUACGAUGACAAUUUCAGACCCCUCCAUGAUUUCUAAGUGGGAGAACUUGCAAAAUAGCAGGGUGUUCAAAUACUUUUUUUCUCACUGUAUAAUGUUAUGCAUUUACAUUAAUGUAAUAGAGUUCCAUCAUAUUGAAGUUAGAUAUAGUAAUGCUAAUUUUAGUCUUCUUAUAAUGAAAAAUACAAGCUUAUUCAAUGUAAUUGUAUUAUAUACUGGUUUACAUGUUUAAUGGGGACUUAAAACAUGGAAAUAACUUUGGGCUUUUAUAC
Paramisgurnus dabryanus is the source of this 3812-nucleotide messenger RNA. Its product is annotated as carboxypeptidase Q-like. The record is from RefSeq and is a predicted model, not a curated record. Gene Ontology annotation, molecular function: metallodipeptidase activity. Gene Ontology annotation, biological process: peptide catabolic process; proteolysis. NCBI's taxonomy places the organism in Eukaryota, Metazoa, Chordata, Actinopteri, Cypriniformes, Cobitidae.